CACUCGUUAGCCUAACCGUCUUACUCAGAAACAUGUCCAAUUGCGGAACACAUAGCAUGUUGGUUCGAGCAAUCUGUUUACAGGGCCUUGGUAAAAAAAAAAAACACUAGUCGUGUGUACUACAGUCCUGGGGCUUGAACAUAAUUAAAUUUGAAGCAUAUGUAUUAUCACAUAUGCCGGGCUGGUCUAGACCAUGCUACUUCCAAGAGCUUUUCUUAUGUCCCCUGAUUUCCCCUGUUAAAGUUAACUUUUUUCACAACACUCCAUACCCAGCUAAACAUACAACACAUACAACAUGGGCGACGCAGGACUUCCCGAUUACGUUCUCGAUCCUAAUGCGGUCUUGAAGGACACCGACGCCGCAUGGCGACUUGGCAGUCCUCCGGAUUACUCUAACACGAGAUCGUUUUAUGAGAAGACCAAGACCAUGAGCCACGAAGCUGGCAGCCUACCCAACCUCGUUGAAAAUCUUGUGAAAAACUGGGAGAUCGAGGCGUCGUUCAAGACCUCUCUCUCCGACUGGCGAACCAUUGACCACUCCAAAUACACCUUCUCGCUCAACGGUGGCCCUCCGCAGACGGGCGAGCAUAUGCUCCAGGUUGGCACGUACAAUGCGCUUCUGACGGCAAACGAGUUUUAUGACCCCGAAAAAAAUGACUUUGAGCAGAGUCACAAAUCGUUUAAGCGCAUGAUGCCCACGUUUGCAUGGGAGGUGACCGAGGUGUACAGUGGGCCGCCCGUGGUGGUCUUCAAGUGGAGACACUGGGGGGAGAUGAAACGUGAUUAUGUAGGGUAUAACAAUGCUGGGGAAAAAGUCACGAUCAAAGCCCAUGGAGGCCCUAUCGAUAUCCAAGGCAUUGUUGUCGCCAAGGUGAACGAUGCGCUCAAGCUUGAGAAGAUUGACGUCUGGUUUGAUCCGAUUGAUAUGUUCCGCCAGAUUGCGCGUGAGGACAAGAACGAGCAGAAGGCAGAGACCAGUGGCUUGUCCGGUAGCUGUCCUUUCAUUCCGGGCGAGAAAGCAUGAUGAAUCAAAUCAUAUACUGAGGAUAUUUCAAUUUUGAUACAAUAGAUUGAUUCUUCUCAAAAUGUACAGCUUCGAGGUAUAAAUAAAUAUAUCAGUGUCCACAGCCAACCUACCGGAUUAAGAACCAAUUAAAUAUAGAAAAUUAAGGAAAUUGCAUGUGAUUCUGCCGUGCUAUUGCGCAUUAUUAAGAUCGAAUAUCUCGUUCUGCGAAAGGAGGUGUUCUUAAAGAGAGUACUGAAUCAAACAUGGAUUUCUUUUGAGCAG
Talaromyces proteolyticus is the source of this 1288-nucleotide messenger RNA. RefSeq lists its product as uncharacterized. The record is from RefSeq and is a predicted model, not a curated record. The transcript has 3 exons. Lineage: Eukaryota; Fungi; Ascomycota; Eurotiomycetes; Eurotiales; Trichocomaceae. Bases 296 to 1024 code for a protein of 242 amino acids.